CAUCGUGUAAAACGGGCUUUACGUGUGACAGUGCUCUCGCGUCAACAGCGCGAAUGUAGCGUGCCGGGGGAGGAUUCGUCUUUGUCUCCGCCGACGAGUAUCCUCGUCCACGGACGUGUUCGCAGGGGGACGAUGUCCCGCGCAGCCGCGGUGAGUCACGCGCCCCACGGAGAUGUUUAUUUUGCCCGGUUCGUCGGCCGUUGAGCCCGCGGCGUCGAGAGGUUAACGCGACGCCGUAGUCGUUAUCUUCCGAUCGCGGGUCUGACCCUUACCGCGGUCGUCGUCGACCGUUGCCGCGGCGAUCGUCGUCCCUUUUCGCGGCGCAUUCGUGCCCUCGAACGAGAGAAACCGGCCCCCGAGGAUCAUCGAUCCGAACGUCGUCCACCGAGCAACGUUUUUGAGGUUACGUUCCCGUCGGAGUAAAUCGUCCCGACAGUUUCGCGGUGGCGAGGCACGAGGAUACCGUAAGAUGGCCGGCAACAGCGAGCUCUGGGUGCAGUGCUUCACGUGCUGCCUGACGGCGCGAUCGACGCGGAACGGCGGCAGGCGGAGCACCAACGGCGGCAGGCCGCAUCAGAGGCACAGGAUAGACCGAAGCAUGAUCGGAGCGCCCACGAACUUCAGGCACACCGCGCACAUCAGCAGCGGCGACAUCGACAUGUCGAUCGCCCAGUUGGCCGACCUCCAGGCGCAGAUGCAGAGAAAGGGUGGAUACGACGGCGAUUUCGGUGCCAAGGCGUGCUGAGGACAGCUUUACGAGCAUCACGGGCACAGCGGAAUAUCCUGUGACCGGUAUUUAACGUGACAGACAGAGUGAGAAUUUAAAGCACAACGGCGACAACGACCGAGCCUUUUUGAUAUUCAAGUUCCUUACUCGUCACAUGGACGGGCGCAUUUCUUCCUCGUGCAUGAUUGUAUUUGUAUCCUGAUUGACUUGAGAGACAAAUCUGCAUAUAUGCACGCGUAUACAAAAUAAAUUUCAAGCUUCCAUUGAACGAGAAACUGCCAGAAGUAACUAUACGUAUUACAUGACUAUUUGUGGACAAUUAUUUAAGUAGAAUUGUUUAAGAAUUUGCUUCGAUGCUUCCAUGCUGUGUUGCGUUUAAAACUUUGGAAUAUUUUGAGGAGAUCGUACCUUCGUCAGUAACCUGACGCGUUCCGCGCGGAGGAAGUUCGUGUCCAAGAGACGUAACAAUGGAUAACUUUUAUUCGCAUUUGAUUACUCCUAAGAUUUAGGAAAAAUAUACGACAUAAAUAUAUGUAACUAACGCAUAAGCAA
This is a messenger RNA of Ooceraea biroi (clonal raider ant), 1279 nucleotides long. It is a transcript of the gene Spec2, whose product is annotated as CDC42 small effector protein Spec2. NCBI's taxonomy places the organism in Eukaryota, Metazoa, Arthropoda, Insecta, Hymenoptera, Formicidae. Gene Ontology annotation, cellular component: plasma membrane. Gene Ontology annotation, molecular function: small GTPase binding. Gene Ontology annotation, biological process: regulation of Rho protein signal transduction. The record is from RefSeq and is a predicted model, not a curated record.